AUGUCCAUGAGUGUAUCUGAUUGCCAAGUUGCCCGUUUAGGGUUCCCUCGCCCAUUCCCAGACACACCAACAAAUGUCGUGGAGCAGUUCAAAUUGAACGGGAAAGUCGCUGUUGUGACUGGUGCUGCUGAAGGCAUCGGAGGAGCCGUUUGUGAGGCCUAUGCAGAAGCAGGCGCAGAUGUGGCUCUUUUGUACAAUUCCAACAACGCUGCAGUUGAUAGGGUUGACGGUAAGCUGAUGUGCCAAGAGACCCCCCUUCUGCCCCUCCCUCCGUACCCAAGUGGCCAACAAUACAUAGUGUCAAAUCCACAUGCGGUUCAAGAAGCGAUAGCGCAAGUCGUCAGUGAUUUCAAAAAGAUAGACAUAUUCGUUGCCAACGCAGGCAUGGCAAUCUCCAAGCCCAUCUUGGAGCAAACCCUCGACGAGUAUAGGAAGCAGCUUUCGGUCAACGUUGAUGGAGUGGUUUACUGUGCAAAAUACGCUGGCGAGAUUUUUCAACGCCAAGGCAGUGGAAACCUGAUAAUCACGGCGAGCAUCAGUGGACACAUCGUGAAUGUGCCAGUUGACCAACCAGUCUACAACGCGACUAAAGCAUUCGUGACCCAAUUUGGCAAGUCCCUUGCUCGGGAGUGGAGGGAGUUUGCACGCGUCAAUAUCGUAUCACCUGGUUUCUUCGACACGAAAAUGGGCGCAAGCCCUAACACUCUCAACGAGGCGUAUCGGAUGGCAGUCCUGGGAAGACAAGGUCAUGUCAAGGAAAUCAAGGGUCUGUUCUUGUAUCUUGCAAGCGAUGCAUCAUCCUACACGACGGGCAGUGACAUGUUGAUCGAUGGUGGAUAUGUCCUCACGUAA
Messenger RNA from Neoarthrinium moseri, 852 nucleotides. RefSeq lists its product as uncharacterized. The transcript is spliced from 5 exons. The record is from RefSeq and is a predicted model, not a curated record. Gene Ontology annotation, molecular function: oxidoreductase activity, acting on NAD(P)H, oxygen as acceptor. Lineage: Eukaryota; Fungi; Ascomycota; Sordariomycetes; Amphisphaeriales; Apiosporaceae. The coding region runs from base 1 to 852 and encodes 283 amino acids. Gene Ontology annotation, cellular component: intracellular anatomical structure.